AGUAUUCGCAGACGUUUUGUAGGGCAACGCAGGUGUUUGUCUUUCCUUCUAGGCAUUCCGCCGUGUUCUUUUGACCAAUUCUACUUCGCCAUGCUUCGGCGCACCUCUCUUGCACAGCUGCGGGUGCUGUGCCUGACGAUGCUGCCGGACGGCGGCGCCCUCACGCGCGCUCUCCGGCAGCUCGGGUACACCCCCUACAGUCUCCGCUCCUCCUUCCAACAGGGCCACGCCAGCACGCACCCGAUCGAGUGGUCGAAGCUGCUCGACGGCACCACGCAGUCUGUCCCGCCGAAUCUGCUGGCGGACUACGACUGCGUGGUCGGCCCACCGGGUGCGAUGCUGUACACCACGCUGCUGCGCCAGGCACCGCAGUACACCAAGGUGAUUCUCGUCGAGGAGGUCGACAAGGACCGGUGGGCGGAGAAGUACGAGACCUACAUGCGCCGACUGCAGAACGCGACGAGGCGGGCGUCAAAUAACCGAAUUUCGAAGGCGUUUCAGAAUAUGCUGGCGAAGAUGGUGGUGGGCGGUGACCCCUCCUACGCCGCCUCUUCGUCCCUCUCGUCGGCCACAGCGGAAAAGAAAGGCGCGUCGAGAGUGGCUGCGUCCACUGAGGCGAGCCACUCGCACAUGACGGCCUCAUCGGGGGAUCUGCGGCGGACCUUUGCGGCAGAGGCCGCAGUCAUGCAGGGCACAUUGUCAUCCACUACCACAACAGAGUCUGACUCCAUCGCUUCUGCGAAAGGCAAGGAGAACACGGCGGAGAAAAGUAACGUCAAUGGCGGACUGCAGCACCCCCGUGCGGUAGCUCUGCAGCUGUACGAGGAGAGCGUGAAGAUGUCUGUCCCACCUGGCCAGCUGCUUGUGUACCGCUACGGAGACGGCUGGGAACCGCUCUGCAGCUUCCUGGAAAAGGCCGUCCCCGCCACCCCCUUUCCUGAAUACGAGGAUGGGCUGCGAGUGCUGGGCAACCUGCAGGAGCGUAUAGAGUUCGUCUACGCCCUGCAGUACGUUCUGGGCGGCAUCUGUGUCGUGUGUCUGCUCAUCACCGUCGUGCCUCGCUGCGCGGGUGUGACGCAGUUCUUCGCGGACCUUUACACGGAUUAUCAGGUCGCGUUUGGGGCGGACAGUGACGACGCGGUGUUGGAGAGAGAGACGAAGGCGGAGGCUGCGGCGGGUGGGCGCCAAAGCGAUGCGGAGAAGUUUGAGAAGGAGUGGAGGAAGCGGGGCGGCUCUGUGACUCGCACGAAGAGUGGGUAG
Leptomonas pyrrhocoris is the source of this 1260-nucleotide messenger RNA. RefSeq lists its product as hypothetical. The coding region runs from base 91 to 1260 and encodes 389 amino acids. Lineage: Eukaryota; Euglenozoa; Kinetoplastea; Trypanosomatida; Trypanosomatidae. The transcript has a single exon. The record is from RefSeq and is a predicted model, not a curated record.